AUGACGUCAUGGUAUAGUUUAAACCUCGUUAAGACUCCCCAUUGGUCAGUGCCUACCCCGUUCUCGCUUCUCAAAAUCCUCGUCUGCAGCACUUCGGCGAAUUCUCCUGGUAGUUGUUUAGCUGGGAUCCACUUCAAUGACUGGACUCUCGCUACUCUAGACGGGACUUGGGCCCAGCUCGCAUCGAGGUUUGCCUAUAUGCACACCUCCGCGGCAAUGCGCCCCAGACAGUCCGGGCGAAGACUCAGAGUCACGACUGGUUGCAUCACGUGUCGAUCUCGGCGUGUCAAGUGUGAUGAACGGCGGCCGGUAUGUCGAAAUUGUGCGAAGAAGGGUCGUCCUUGUAAUUAUCGUGACAAGCCACGCGAGACUUCUACCGAUCAAGGGCAUGGGCCUGUGGAUCAGGGGCAUGUCGAACCACUGGCUCAAGCUGCCUCAUCGAUUGGCAGCGACAACACUCAAGUUGUAACAGAUACAGCGAGUUCGCCAUCCAACAUCAGGCCUCGAGUAUCGGGUAUCCCGCCUGAGGCACUAACAAAUCAGAAUCCUGCUCAGUUAACUGGAGAGCAAAACGAACCCAGCUACACACAUACAGCUCGUUCUGAGCGAGCUACAGCCCACAAUGAAAUACAUUCCCUUGAACCAUCACCUGCACCGAACCUCUGUGCUAUUCUCCAUACCAAAUUCCCCGGCCGCUCGCAUCCAUCCAGCCAAGCCAACUCCUCUACAAAUACACCAACAACACAUCAACACCUUGAAGUACCCAUCGACGAGCAUCCCACGCAACGACCAUUCUACGUAACCGAUCCCAUCCAGCUCUCGCCAACAGAAGUCAUCGUCUUCCGCAACUACGUCGAGCGCGUCUCAAAAUGGAUCGACUCCUUCUCGCACGACCAGCCCUUCUACAACAAAGUCCCGUCUCUGGCCCUCCACUGCCCGAUGCUCCUCCACGCCUGUCUCGCCGCGUCCGCUAAACAAAUGACCCGCGCACCACAAUACACAGGCUCUCUCACCCUGGCCACAUCCCCGGUCUUCUACUACCAGCAGGCCCUCCGCGAAAUGAGCCACUUCCUCAUCGAACCAGGAUACUCAGGUAGCGACGAGCUCCUCGCAUCGAGUAUCAUUCUCUCGACGUACGAAAUCCUCGACGUCGCCGGGGACAGCUUCGGCUCGCACCUCAAAGGCGUAGCGAGUCUGAUCCGCUCGCACCGUAUCACCGGCGACGAAGAUGGCAUCCGCGGCGCAACGUAUUGGACCUGGUACCGGCACGAAGUAUGGGUGGCGUUUCAGUCCGGGCGGAGGAUGUUCCUCGACGAGAGGUACUGGAGACCAGGAGACAUGGAGGGUGGGUUUGAGGGGAUAUCGAUGCGGGAUGUUGCGAAUCGCGUGCUGUUUAUUUUUGGACAAGCGGUUUCGUUCUACGUUGCGAGGUAUAGGGCUCCUGGGUCUGAAGCCGAUGUUGAUGGCGAUACUAUGACGCGGGAGGAGUGGGAUGCAAGGCAGAGGAAUAGGGCAAGGGAGUUACAGGAUGCGUUGGCGGAUUGGGAGAGAAGGCUGCCUGCUUCGAUGAGGAUAUGCUUAAGACAGGACCAGGGACAGACAGGUACUGGUGCAGAUGCAGGACACAAGAUCAACCAGUUCCCAGCUCUCUGGUUCGCGUAUCCGGAAAGUGCAGUCUCCCACCAACUACACCACGCCUCAAAAAUCCUCCUCUUACUACGCACGCCCACCCUCAGAAACGACGACGACCCAUUCCUUACCCGCCGUGAACUAGAAAGCUCUCGGCGCGAGAUCUUCAUGGUUGCCAACUCGCAGAUCAAUCAGGCGUGGGGGCUCAUCUCUACGCAAUGUCUGUAUGUCGCGGGGUUGGUAACAGACGGGAUCCUGGAGCGAGAGUGCACGCUGGAGUUGAUUGAGACGUGCCAGCGCACGACUGGGAGACAGACGGUUUGUAUUGCGGAUCAGUUGAGGGGGUUUUGGGAGUAG
Messenger RNA from Aspergillus steynii IBT 23096, 1986 nucleotides. Its product is annotated as Zn(II)2Cys6 transcription factor. The record is from RefSeq and is a predicted model, not a curated record. Gene Ontology annotation, cellular component: nucleus. Lineage: Eukaryota; Fungi; Ascomycota; Eurotiomycetes; Eurotiales; Aspergillaceae. Gene Ontology annotation, molecular function: DNA-binding transcription factor activity, RNA polymerase II-specific; zinc ion binding; transcription cis-regulatory region binding. Bases 1 to 1986 code for a protein of 661 amino acids. Gene Ontology annotation, biological process: positive regulation of transcription by RNA polymerase II. The transcript has 5 exons.